AUGGGCCGCGACCUUUGUAACCAGAAAUCGCUUGGCAAUACGUUAAACACCUUAAUCAAGGCGGCGCGUGUUUUACUAGUUGGAGCCGGAGGUAUCGGUUGUGAGCUUUUAAAGAACCUAGCACUAGCCGGGUUUGGUGAAAUUCACAUAGUCGAUCUUGACACUAUUGAUAUCAGUAAUCUUAAUCGGCAGUUCCUCUUCAGACAUGAGCAUAUAAAAAAAUCGAAGGCUCUAGUUGCGAAGGAAGCCGCUUGUCAGUUUAAUCCCAAUGUCAAGCUCGAAGCCUACAUGGCAAAUAUCCACGAUUCAAAAUUUGAUAUAGACUGGUUUAAAGGCUUUAAUAUUGUCUUUAAUGCACUAGACAAUUUGCAGGCUCGUAGACAUGUUAACAAGAUGUGUAUUGCAGCUGAUGUGCCUCUCAUCGAAAGUGGAACCAUGGGCUUCAAUGGUCAGGUUCAGGUUAUAAAAAAAGGUGUAACGGCUUGUUAUGAUUGCACACCAAAGGUGACACCCAAAAGCUUUCCUAUAUGCACGAUUAGGAGUACACCAAGCCAACCUAUUCACUGCAUUGUUUGGGCAAAAAGCUAUCUAUUAAACGAAAUAUUCGGAGCUAGCGAAGAGGAGCAGUCAGAUAUGGAUUCUAUGGUAGAUCGUGAGAAUAAACAAGAAAUCGAAAAUCUGCGACGAGAGGCCAUGGCACUAAGGAAGAUAAGAGAGUCCAUGGGCUGCGAAGAAUUUGCCCAACUAUUGUUUAAUAAGGCAUACAAACAUGAUGUUGAACGAUUGCUCUCGAUGGAUGAUUUAUGGAAGACGAGGCGGGCGCCUGAAGCACUUGAUUACAAUUUAAUCCUGUCGAAGGCUACUGAAGAGGGAUUUUCUGCUGGAAAAGUGCUGCAAGACAUGCAUAUAGCAUGGAAUGUUGAGGAAAGCUUAGUUGCAUUCAAGCAUAGUUUGGAGCGGUUAGGCCAAAGAAUGCAACAUCUAAGAUCUACUGCUAGUGAUGGUUCUGCAGAGCCAAUCAUUACUUUUGACAAAGAUGAUGAAGAUACUUUGGAUUUUGUGACGGCCAGUGCCAAUCUACGCUCAUCAGUAUUUGGUAUCGAACGUAAGUCAAAGUUUGAUGUAAAACAGAUGGCCGGCAAUAUCAUUCCUGCAAUAGCGACUACAAAUGCGAUUGUGGCCGGGCUUUGCGUCCUCCAGUCAUUCAAGGUUCUGCAAGAAGAUUUUCCAAGUGCUAAAGAAGUAUUUCUCUCGCCCUUUGCAACUGAAAGACUCUUAGCAUCGGACCGAUGUCAAACGCCCAAUCCCGACUGUUCUGUCUGCAGUGUUGCGUAUAAUCGAGUGCUUAUUGACUUGUCACGUACCACACUGAAUGAUCUAGUUGAAUUAUUUUUAAAGGCAGAGUUAGGAUAUGGCGAGGAGCUCACCGUCAAUGAUGGAGAAAAUCACCUACUAUAUGAUAUAGAUGAAACCGUAAAUCUUGAAAAAAAGCUUACGGAUCUUGGGGUUGGAGAUCGUAGUUUUCUAACUGUUAUGGAUGAAGAUGACAUCCAUCCCGACGGCCCGAGAGUAAAUCUCGUACUAACGGUUCAUGAUUCUACCAUGGUGGAUGGUAAACGUAUUAAGAGCCUCGAUAUUCCCAUCGCUACAGAAAAUAAACAGCCAUUGGUUUCGUUACUUUAUAUCCCAAGACGAAAGCCAAAAAUUCAGACACCAGCUGAUACUAGUUUGAAGGAUUCAAAUAAACGGCCUUUGACUCCUGACCCGAUGCCCAGAGACUUGGCCAAAAAACCAAAGAUAGGAUCAACGGAACCAACCUCAAUUUCAGUGAAAUCAAAUAAUACAAGUAGCGACGUAGUCAUAGAGAUCUACGACAAUGAUGAUGGGGCUAUCAUGAUUGACUGA
Blumeria graminis f. sp. triticale is the source of this 1905-nucleotide messenger RNA. NCBI's taxonomy places the organism in Eukaryota, Fungi, Ascomycota, Leotiomycetes, Helotiales, Erysiphaceae. The record is from the annotation of a GenBank genome assembly.